This is a messenger RNA of Siniperca chuatsi (mandarin fish), 2351 nucleotides long. RefSeq names its product heparin-binding EGF-like growth factor a (gene hbegfa). Bases 260 to 976 code for a protein of 238 amino acids. The transcript is spliced from 6 exons. Gene Ontology annotation, biological process: positive regulation of mitotic nuclear division; epidermal growth factor receptor signaling pathway; positive regulation of cell population proliferation. NCBI's taxonomy places the organism in Eukaryota, Metazoa, Chordata, Actinopteri, Centrarchiformes, Sinipercidae. The record is from RefSeq and is a predicted model, not a curated record.
AUAAAUACCGCGGAGCCUCUGUCCGGACGCUCUCUGUCUCCGCUCCCCUCACACCGCAGCACCCGAGGCUCGCCAGCCCUCUGAAGUCACACGAAGAGCUCUCAAACGAGCGGAAUUAAUUCCCACAAAACACGUCGAGAGAAGACAAAAAAGACAGCAACGAAGGAAUAUUUAGAACCGGAACAAGUGGGAGGAAUACAACUUGUUGAUCAUCCUAUUUUUUUAUUCUCAAAUAAAAAUCACUGGAAGUUUUGACAUCAUGAGGAUUUUCAGUGUUGUGCUCCUGCUGGUUCACGCCUUGGUGGUGUCCAGACUGGCCAGUGGUGCCGCAGUUGACAGGUAUGAGAGCGACAGGCAGCGGCACACAGCUGUUAUCAACUUUUUGGACACAACCAAAGACAGGAGGGUGGAGGAGGAGAGCAGGAGUGUGGAUGCGACGACAGUGGAGUACGGUCAGGAAGGCGAGGAGGAGUACAACGAUGAAUAUUAUUUUGAAGACGAGUAUGAAGAUGGCAUGUCUGGAGACUAUGAAGUGGAACGGCCACAAGUUGCCAUGUCAAGCAAACCCAAAGACCCAUCUGCCAUCCUCGAGGCUGAAAGCACUGAUGGAAAGAGAAGGAGAGGAAAGGGAAGAAAGAGGGGGAAAGGCAAGGGAAAGAAGAGGAAUCCUUGCCUGAAGAAGUUUAAGGAUUUCUGCAUUCACGGCACCUGCCAGUAUCUGCGGGAAAUCCAUUCCCCGUCCUGUGUGUGCCACCUGAAUUACUCUGGGGAAAGGUGUCAGUUUUUCACGCUGCCCUUGGAGAAGCCCCAGGAGGGCUACAACCGGACCACAGCUCUGGCCGUGGUGGCGGUAGUGCUGUCGUCCGUCUGCCUCAUCAUCAUAGGCCUUUUAUUAUUGCUCAGGUUUCACAAGCGGGGAGCGUAUGACGUAGAGAAUGAAGAGAAGGUCAAAUUAGGGUUAGCGUCCAACCACUGAAGAGACAAAGAGAGGCAAAGAUGUGGAAAUUCUACCUCAAAAUAGAAAAAGAGAAGUGAAGCGCGAAAGGAGGUCCUAGAGGAAAAAGGAUCGUACAUGAAGAAGGGAACAGAGGUUUUUGUCUGCCUGACCCUCUGCUAGACGUUCAGAUGAAAAAUGGGCCACUGAACAUAUUCCUGAAGGCCUCAGAAAGAAGACGGCCCGCCUGAAACUGGAAUACUAACGGCCCAGAGGAUGGACUGGAGAUGUGGCGAGCAACAGGUGAUAAGCACGAAGGAACGAGAAGAAGAAGGAACAUUUGCUGCUUCUUGACUGUGCGAAAAGAGGUCGUUUCAGACUGAACUGAACAAGAUAAAGAUUUUUAACAACGAGAGCUCAACCUGGAUUUUUUUUUCUCAACAGAUAGCAUUUUCUAUUUUCCUGCACAUGUCCAUGUUUUUUUUUGUGUACAGUAAACGGUAUAUUUAUGAUUUUAAUUUAUUUAUUUAAGCUAAAUGUAUUUAUAGAGAUUUUAACCACCUUCAACAGUUUUUAAAAUUAUGAUGUUACAGUUGUUUUUAUAUUUCUUAUUGGACGAUAUGAUAUUUAUUUAGGAAACAGAAAAGGAAACAAUGCAGAAGCUCCUUGAGAUAUUAAGUAUUUCAUGAAAUGAGAUAUGAUGCAUAAAUAUCUGAUUUUCUGGCUUUAUAUUUGGCACUCAGUAGAUGAUCAAUAGCACUGUGGUUAAUAAAUUGAUCAUUGAAUAGACUAGAUCGCUUAAUUAUUCAGUGUUUUUUCAUUGAGAACAAUGCUUUUCAGGAACGCCCUGCUCACACUCACAGUUACACACGUUCAAACCUGGAAGCUGCCCAGUACAACCAGUUGGAUCUGUCAGCCACUAAGCAGCUCCACUGUAGAAGUUAAGGGUUCAGGGCCUUGCUCAAAGACACAUGACCGUGAUGCGGUAUGAGGCAAGCACUGCUCUUUCACUUCCCCCACCCAAAAUGAUCCUUCAGCUCUGGGGAUCUUUAGGCCACAUUAGGCUUACUGUUCUGCCUCAGUGUUAUAAUAACAGAUCAGUGUCUGUCAUUAUGAUACAUCCCACUGGCUAUUUAUUGAUUAAAGGCAACAUACAAACUGUGCACUUGGUGUCUAUGUUGUUAAGAAACUUUUAAAAGGGAGUCAAAUAUCAUAUGCACUGUAGCAAGAAUUUGGUAUGAAUAUGUUGUAUUGUCAUGUCAUCAUCAUUAUAGAAACUCCCUCAGAUCCGUGUUCAGCUGACAAAGCAAAAAAUGUGAAUUAAAGUGUUCCACCCUUUCAAAUCCUGUCCUAUAGUUUUGAAGUGAUUUAUAUUUAUGUGAUUUUUUUUUCAGAGCAAAAUAAAAGAUUCUCAGAA